CGAGGAUAUUUCUUUUGAUGUACACACGUUCGUAAAGUCAGUGCGGAAAAAUGAAUUCUCGAAAACAGCAAAAAAUGAAACUAAAUAAUUUUUUGAGAAACUAUGGUCUUAUAAUGGGCAAGAAAAUGGAUAGAUGACAGACAUACAAGUGCAGGUUCUGCUCUGUUGUUAAACUAGUUGAGAAUUUAAGAUCCUCGGGAAUAGACGCCGCGUGGUCCCCACACAUUAGAGCGGCAGCGACUGACUUCGGCAUUUACACGGCGUCAGUUGCGCUGUCGCGGGUUGCAGGGGGAGCGGACUGACGCCAAAAAUAUGAAGGUGGGAUAUUGAAGUCAGUGCUGACGCGACAGUACUGUAUAUACUCAGGUAACAACAACAACAACUUCAUCAAAUCAGCCAUUAUUAUUGCCAUAUCACAAACAAUGUUGCUAUGAACAAAUUUUGUAAAUUCUUCAAUUUUCAUUUACAUAAUAAUAAUUGUAAUAACUUCUAAACGGUUCUAUAAUUAAUAAUUAAAUAAUUCUUUAAAAAGAAAACAUUUUUAAUAAUAACCAUAAUAUAACCAUAACCAUUAGAACGUCAAACGCAGUAGUAGUGACAUCUAUGAUAUCACAUAGCAGUAAUUUUAUUACAAAAUCUUUUAGGAAUCGCUAAAUAGAUUGCGCUAGUUUCCAUACAAAAUGAGACUGGUUUAUACCAAACCACUGGUUUAUACCAAAACAGAAAAAACCGAAUGUCGAUUUUCAAGGGUGAUAUAUCGAUUCAGUGAAUCGACUCAGUACUUCAUAUCGAUUUAAAAAAAACGAUAUUUUUUGCGAUUUAAAAAAAAACGAUUUUUCGAUUAAUCGAUCUCAGAUCGGCAUCCCUAUUUAAGAACUACAGAGCAUCUGUAUCUUAAAUCUUAAAUAUCUCCAGAAGAUAAAAUGAUGCCAAACCUUGAACUUCUUUGCUUAACAUUCAAUGCUUAAUAGUUUUAAUCUGUUUAAAUCAUGACUUAAUAAUGUACUAUUUCUACAAGGGGAACAAAUUGUUCUUAUACAUUAUCAGUAAUUUUUUGAAAGCGUCGGUAAAACAGCACAGAAGCUAUUGUGUGUUUGUGUGUGUUAGUAAAAAAUACCUCUAUCGUCGUAUACAUAUACACACUGAUACACACCAAUAACAAAAUAUUGUUGCACACAAAUGUUAUUUGCAUGUUGGUUUUCGCGGUACUGACAGAGCGUCGUUGAAUUUAAUUUCUUUUAUUACAUUAAAGUUGGAACAAAUACCACAAUCUAAAUAUUUUUAAUAGGUAAAUAUUUUAAGAUAAACCGUUAUCGUUCUUAGCGCAAACCAGGAAUGUGAAAUAUGAACUGUUAAAUAUCGUUUUGCCAUGAUUAAAAAUGUGAUAUGGCGCGCGUGAGAUAGGGUGCAUUUGCUGUUUCCUCGUCACAAAUGGGGACUUUGUACGAGCGAUAAUUGGACGUUGCUAUUAAUAGUUAAUGUUUCUGAAUUUGUUUAUUUUGUGCUUUAUUAAUCUGUAAUUAAAAUAUUUCUAUCUCCUAUAAUGUUCGUGUAAAAAAAGAAACCAAGUUUCGUUUGUGAUUGUUCUACCAAAGAGACUAUAGCAUUGCAGUUGUUGAGGCGGAAAUUACCCUUGUUGUGGUCAUAUAUUGGCAUAAAGCGAUGGUGAGUCUUGCAGUGUAGUUUUUAAUUCAUGAUUUUGCCUAAUUGUGAACACAUCUGUAGUGAAUUUUGUUCAAAUAUUAAAAUAACCUAUUUUUUUGUGAAUUCAAACUUCAUUUUGUUUCUUUUGUUUCAGCCAUCAAUCAUAGAGUGAUUGUGAUGAUAAGAAUAGAUAGAAACUAUAUAGCGUGGCUUUUGUCAUAAUUAUUAGAUGUUAAAUUGCAAUAAAAUGUUUAAAUUUGUUACUAUUCAUAUUUCGAUUUUUCUCUCAUAAAGGUUAAACAUAAUCUUUGACUGUGUAUUUCAAUGAAUUAUGAUUGAAAUGGACGAAUCUGAAGACAAUAUGAGUGUCGAAGAUACUGAAGUGGGAUCUACAUCGUCAUCUAUUAAGUCGAAACAGAAGAAGAGGUCCCUUGUUGAACGGGAACUGGAAACCAAUUUGACAGCUCAUGUUACUUCUCCUGUGACAAUAAGUGAGGCCUUUAAUACUAGCCGUUAUGGUAGAGCACUUCGUUUGAAAACAGGAUUAGAAAUGACGGACUCGGAGAAAAUUUUAAAGUGUAUGAAAACACCAGCCGUAGAAAGGACCCCAACAAAAAUUCCAUUGUCACCAGUUUAUAAAAUGCAUGCUUCCAAUUCACCUAUAAAAGGAGAUAUGUUGGUUAAUGUUAAAUCAUUUGAAUCCAUCUUAGAAAGUCAAAUUGAAAAUAUAUACAGUGAGAAUAAGUCAUUCAGCCAUUUUGAUUCUACUGAAAAGAAAAAAUCAUCUCCAGCUAAUUUUAUACCUAAACUUUAUGUCAGAAAAGAUUUAAUCCAGAAUAAAGUAAAAGAUAAAAGUGAUUUGUCAAAAAAUAUAUAUUCCUCAGGCAGUGCAAAAAAAUCAAAGAACAGCCAUUUACAAAACAUAUUGGAAAGGUCUUCUGAAAAGUAUAACAUAAAUAGUGGAAAAAAAGUCAUAAAAUCUGAUAUAAAAAUGAGCUCAUCAUCUGUUGUUAAGACACUCGAUUUUGAUAAUAAUAAAAAUAAAAGAUCCAGUAGUAAUAAAAUUAGUGUCUCUAAAAGUGACAUGUUUGAAUUGGAAGCCAAAUGUGAAUUCCAAGUCGGAGACUUGGCUUGGGCAAGAAUGGGAACUUACCCGUUUUGGCCAUGCAUUGUCACAAGAGAACCAUCUAGUGGAAUCUUUGUUAGAAAGAAGUUGUUUGGGCGUGUUGAACAUGAUAUUAUACAUGUGACAUUUUUUGGUGACAAUGGACGUCGCAGUUGGAUGGUUGACAGUAUGCUGAGAAAAUUCCUCGGGCAGUUAGAGUUUGAGGCCACUAGAGAGCAUUUUAGUUUUUCGGCAAGAAAAAAGGACCCUAAAUUAUAUGCAGCUUUUUUUAUAUCGGAAAAAAAGAUGCCUCAGUGGUCCAUUUCUGUUGAAGAGGCUGAAACUCUACUACGCGAGCCGAAAAGACUUAGAAUUGAUAUAUUUAAUGACAUGCUGGCAAAAUCUCGAAAUGCAAAGUUAAUGAAACCAAAAAGUGCGAAUAUAACGAGAACUGGUAGUGAUGUAUCUUUAAGUGAGAGUUUGUAUGACACAUUAUUCUCUGAGAAUAAUAGAAGUUCUGAAGAUUUAGAUAGUUCUAGGAGUAAGACUAGAAAAUCUUUGGAUGUUUCAGAAGUAGUUACUGCAUGUCUUGAUAAUAUGGCAGCUAAAUCAGGAAUCACCAAAAUACAAAAACAAUCGCACAUGGAUAGAUGGCUUCAGAAAGCUAAAUCUAAAACCCCAGAGAAAUCACAAGUCAAACUCCUAGUGCCACUAAAAGAAAAAGAAAAGAGUAUAAAUUCAAAGAAGAAAAAAUGGGAAGCACCCAAAAAUGUCCUUAAAAAACCUUAUAGCUUAAGAAAAUCUCAUGAAUCUCAGAACUUAAUGUCUCAUCACAAUGAACAUGACUAUAGCAGUAAAAAUGAAACUGAUGUGAUUCCUGGAAUAACUUUUGGUAUUAUUACAAAGGUAGAGUCACUUAGAGAUAAAGUAUAUGAUGAAAUAGAUAAUAUGCAAGAUAAAAAUUUGGGCGAAAAUGAAAUUAAUGUUUGUGAGUCUCCAACUUUUACACAAGAUUAUGAAGAAGUAUAUUCUCAUGAAACUGAACAAACAGCUUCUUAUAAAAGUUUAGAUACACCUGAAAGUGUUCAAGAUGAUUCAGGAGCAAAUAAACUUGAAACUUUAGUUAGACAGGAAUGUCUCCAAGACAAUUUAGAAAAAAAUAUACAUGAAACUUUGAACAUAUCUGAACUUGUUCAUGAAAAAGCAGAAAAAAAUAAAAAUGAAACUUUAGAUACCCUUAAAUCUGUUCAAGAUGAACUAGAAAUAAAAAAAUAUAAUAUUCUGGAUAUCCCAGAAUCUGUUCAAGAUGAAUCAGAAAAAAAUAUAAAAACUUUAGACACACCUAAAUCCAUUCAAAAUCAAACAGAGAAAAAUACAUAUAAAAUGUUAGAUACGCCUGAAAUCGUUCAAGUUGAAUCAGAAAAUAAUAAAAUAAAAUUAGAUUCACCUGAAUCUGUUCAAAAUGAAUCAGAAAAAAAUAAAACAUCUUUGAAUAAGCCUGAAUGUGUUCAAGAUGAAUUGGAAAAAAAUAAAUAUGAAACUUUAUAUCAGCCUGAAUCUGUUCAAGUUGAAUCAGACAAAAAUAAAUGUGAAAUGAUACUUUCUGAACUUGUUCAAGAUGAUUUAGAAAAAAAUAAAGAAGAAAGCAUGAAAAGGCAACCUGAUAUUAAAGACACAAACGUCAACGACACAGUAGAAUUGAAUCAUAUAGAUUUUGUUUCUUCGACUUUGUCACUUCCUUCUAUGGACAAGGCUCGCAUUGUUAGGGCAAAUAAUUGCUACAACAUUAAUAUGGACACUAACAAAAUCGGGAACACCUUACCUUAUUUGGAUAUGAAUGGACAUUCAGAAGAAAACAUUCAUUUAGAUUUUGGCUUAGAUAGUCAACAUUGUAAAAAUAAUACAGUACUCAGUAUUAGUAAAAAUGCUGUUGGUAAUGCAGAGUUGGAAAAAGAAAUAGAUGCGCCUAACGAGACGAAUGGUAUGAAAAAUAAUGAGGUUGCUUUGUAUGGGCAAGAAAAAAAAUCUGUAAUUUUACAGUGUAACGGCCUAUACGAUUUAAACAUACCUAGCAUUGAAAAAUCGGAUACUGAAACCAGUUUUGAUAAUUCGUCUCAAAGUACUGAGGAAAGUGAUAUUACUAUCUGCUCUUCAGCUAAAACUCGCGUUCGUUCAAGUGCACAAAAAAAACGGAGUUUACGUUUAAAAAAACAGAGUAAACAAAAAUCUCCCAACAAUCAAGAUGAUGCAUUUGCCAAGUACGUAAAAUUACACAAAGAUGAACUAAUUGAUGAACAUCCGCAUUUGUCAGAAAAGGAAAUAAUGGAUUAUUUAUUUAAAACUUGGCAAUACCAAAAUGGCGACAAUUUGAACGCUCGGGUACUAUCUGUCAGUAAUGAUAAUACUAAAGAAGUUGGUAUUCAGAAUUUGAAAGAUAAAAUCGACAAUAAUAUUUCUAAAACGCCUAAUUUAAAAUUAAAUACUGCAAAAAGGAUUUGUGUUGUGAACUUGACUGAUAUACUUUUACAAAGUAACAUAAGUGUUGCAUUCAAAAACGGAGAAAAGUCUUGUAUUUGGCCAAUCAAUGAAUAUUCUAAAUGUACAAAUUAUAUAGAAACUGAUGAAAAAACACAUGGUAUUGAUGGCGCGAUUUCAAAUAAAUUAGACACAGAUAGUAAUGGCAUUAAUGCUUGUAAUAUUAACAAUGACAAUGUGUGUUGUGAUGACUUAAGUUUGAAAGUAUCAUUGAAUGGUACUGAAAAUAAUUGUACUAUAAAUGAUGACAAAAUGCAUAGUGAUAUAUCCAAAUUAUCAUCCAAUAGCAUAGUAAAUUAUGUCGAAACUAAUACAAACAUCGAUGAUAAAAGUAUUACAAAUAUUUUGAUUGUAGACAAUAGUAUAAAUGGUGAAGAAAGUUGUCACAUUAGGGAAUGUAUGCACAAUGAGAAUUCCAAGAAAGGAAAAAUCUCUGUUGUUAUGAAUAACGAAAAACCUGCAAUUGCUAUAGACAGGGACCAAAGCUUUGAUUCCUUAUCACAAACUUCAACUUAUUCAUCAGUUUGUCUACAAGAUAGUAAAUUGGAUGCAACAUAUAGUCAUAAAGACACACCAUAUAACGAAGGCAAUGUAUUAAGAUCCAUCGAUGAGAUUGUUAUUGAUAAAUUGUCCACCAAACCACUUAAUCCCAACUUGAACCAAAGCGAUAACUUUCAAAUAAAAAGUUGCAUUGAUUUAGCUUGCCAGGAUGUCAGCAAAGAAUUUCGAAUUAAUAAGGAUGUUACCGAAUUAUCAGAUUUGGAAAUUAGUCAAGUGAAUCCUAUGUUGACAUCAAAAAUAGAAAAUGAAUGUUUUGAUAACACAAUUUGUAUUGAUAAAGUGCAAAGUAUUAUAGAUAUAAAUAAUAGUGAAAACAUGCAAGUAGAAAAAAAUCAGUGUUCUAUAAACAUUUCUAGUGAUAAAGAAGAACUUGAUAAAGUAUGCCUUGGGAAAGAACAAAGUAUUGUAAGUAAUAUUGAAACGGAGGUAAUGUCUAGUAAAGAAGAGGUUAUUAUAAAUAAUAAUGGAACUGAGGGAAUAUCGAUUGCCAAAGAGCAAAGUAGCAAUGUCAACAAUAAUGAAAUUCAGGUAAUGUCUAAUAGUGAGAACAUACAAAUAGAAAAAAAUGACUGUCCUAAAAAUAUUUCUACUGGUAGGGAAGACACUAACAGAGAAUGUUUUGGGGAAGAACUGAGUAUUGUAAACAAUCGUGAAACUGAGGAUAUGUCUGUUAGUAAAGAACAGGUUAUUAUAAAUAAUAAUGAAACUGAGGGAAUUUCGAUUUCCAAUGAGCAGAUUAGUGCUGUCAACAAUAAGGAAACCAUGGAAAUGUCUUUUAGUAAAAAGCAAAUAGUUAUAAAUAAAAAUGAAAUCGAGGAAACGUCUACUACUAAAAAGAAUAGUAUUAUGAAUAAUGAAGAUUCUGAAGAAGUGUCUAUUGGUAAAAAACAAAGAAAAGAUGUUAUGUUAAAAAAUGGUAUUGAGGAAAUUUCUAUUGGCAAAGAUGCAAGCAGUAUGAAAACUAAUGAAACUCCUUCUAAAAGUGUACUAGAACAUGUUAAGCUAAACGGAUUUUAUUCUAAUGAUGACUAUACACCUAAUGUUAGCGAAGACGAAUUUAAUGCUGAGACGGCGUCUAUUUAUUCAGAAGAUAGCGAACCUUUGGCGAUUAUUAAAAAUAAAUUGCAAUCAAAAAAUCGAUAUAAAAUAAAGGAUAUCAAUAAUCCAGAUUUCAUCAAAUACAAGGAAUUACAUCAAGAUGCACUUAUGGAUGAACACCCAGAACUGAGUUAUGAUGAACUUGUUGACUAUAUGCAUAAAACGUGGCUAUAUGAAGAAAAUUCAAAAUCUGAUUUCAUGAAAACUGAUAGCUUGGAGCAGUCUGGAAUAGUAAAGGGUUUAAAUGAUAAUAUAAAGCAAAAGACCAUUAGAAACCAUUUCCGUGUGAGUAAAAAACGUAAACUUAGAUCCAGCUAUGAAGAUUCAAUAUCUAUAAGCUCUGAUAUUAGUGACUUUUCAGUAAAAAGAAACACGCGUCAGAGGUUCAGUCAGUCUCCAGUGGUUACAAUGGAAAAUAUUCAAAAUGACAUAAGCAAAGAGAGCAGCGUAGAAAGAAGAAUUUUGGAAAGAGAAGAGUCUGAAUCUGUAAAUUCUGAUUUUAGUGAUAAGUGUGAUGUGCAUCAGAUGCACAAUAAAAUACCAAAACCACCAAAAACAAGUAUUCUUUGUGAAAAUAACUUACCCAACAUCUCCCUGACACUUGAAAAUCAGUUGGAAAAUACUAAUGAUCAAAUCAAACAAAAAGAAGAGAAGGUGGUAUCUGAGGGAAACUAUUGUGAAAAGACAAAAUAUUUCAGUAUAUUCAAUAAAUCCGAAAGCGAACAUAAAAUUCAAGAUAUACAUUCUGAGUGUGACUUCAAAGUCAAACAGGAGUAUGAUCCUGAAACAGUCUCAAUAAAUUCUGAAGAUAGUGCAGUGUCUUUAUCUAAACGCAAGCAUCGCACAAAUCAGGCAAGCAAAGAUAACCCAGAAUUCUGUAAAUAUUUGGAGUUGAGGCAAGAUGCACUUAUUGAUGAAAAUCCAGAAUUGAGUCAGGAAGAAAUUAUUUCAUACUUGUAUAAAACCUGGUUGUACGAAGAGAGUGUGAAAUCGGACAUAAAAAAAAUAGAUGAAAUAGAACAGGCUAGUAUGAUAAAGGGAUUAAACACAGAUAUUGCUAAGCCAAAAAAAGUACGGAAAAAGAUGAAUACUGAAAAGGAAUUGACGGCUGAUGAGGAUACAUUACAAAAUGACAAGCCAAAACGUAAAAAUUCUCACCCUUAUUAUAUAGAGGAUGAGCUUUCUGAUUCAGAGGAUAUUGAAGUUUUUGAUAUUUUUAAAUCAAAGCAGAGACUUUCAACUGAUGAUAUAGAUAAUAUUAAUGUCGACGAUGAUAAAGACGAUGGAAUCGAUGAAGUAGAGUUGUACUUCAAUGAACUGACAAAACCAAAGCCUAAUGUGUUUAAGGGAUUAGUGAGGGAAAAAGUUUGUGAAAUUUGUGAAAGAACUAGUAACUUAGUGAAAUGUAAAGGUUGUAAUUGUAUGUUUCAUGUGGAAUGUGUUAAAAAAGAAACAGAAGUAAAGGUUGAACUUCCGGUACCAACAAGAGGUAGAAAGAAAAAGAAAAAACUUGGUCGUAAACCAAAGAAUCUCGACGAAUCUGGAAGUCACAGUGAUGAGAAAUCACAAGACGUUUCUGCGGAAAACAAUGUUUCAGUUGAAGAUAUGGUAGAACUGGAAUCUUACACAGUGGAUGCAGAAAAUUUCGAAUCCGUUUUAGAGGUUAAAAUGAAAGAAUUGAUACCAAUGACAGAAAAUUGUUACUCAUAUGCAACUUAUGAUGGCAUUAACUGGAAUGGAACUAUCGCUGGCAAAUGUGAGAUCGUCGACUUUAAAUUAACGCCAAAGAUAGAAACGGACUAUUCUGAUUUCAAAUGCAGAAACUGUCAACAACAUGCUAAACCUGUAUGUUUCGUAUGCAAGUCAGUUGUUUCCAAGACAGGCGUAGAGUACAGACAAAGAUGUCAAAUUGCACAUUGCUACAAGUAUUAUCAUAUGGAGUGUUUAGAUCAUUGGCCUCAGACUCAGUUUCAUGCAGGAGAACUGUCAAAGAUUGGCAAAAAGAUUGAUGAACGUUUCGAGGAGUUUAUGUGCCCAAGGCAUGUAUGCCACACUUGCGUAUCUGAUGACCCUCGUGGUUGUAAAACGAGAUUCAGCGGGGACAAAUUGGCUCGGUGCAUUAGAUGCCCAGCAACAUAUCAUUCUUUCACCAAGUGCUUACCUGCAGGGUCGCAAAUCUUGACUGCAUCACACAUCGUUUGCCCUCGACAUUAUGAACACAGACCUGGAAAAGUGCCAUGUCACGUAAAUACAGGAUGGUGUUUCAUAUGUGCAUUGGGUGGUUCCUUGAUUUGCUGUGAAUACUGCCCGACCUCAUUCCAUGCUGAGUGCCUUAAUAUAAAACCACCUGAAGGUGGAUAUAUGUGUGAAGAUUGUGAAACUGGCCGCUUACCUCUCUAUGGAGAAAUGGUCUGGGUGAAAUUGGGACAUUACAGAUGGUGGCCAGGAAUGAUCCUACAUCCAUCAGAAAUACCUGAUAAUAUAAUGGCGGUGAAACAUUCCCCUGGCGAGUUCGUGGUUCGUUUUUUCGGACAAUAUGAUCACUACUGGGUGAACAGGGGACGAGUUUUCCCUUUCCAAGAAGGUGACUCCGGAAGAAUAUCAAGCCAAAAAUCGAAAAUAGAUGCGGCAUUUACAAUGGCUAUGGAACACGCGCAGAGGGCAUGUAAAAUAUUGAAAAGUGCCGAAACGAACGAGGAAGAAGACACAGAUAUAGCGUCGUCUCUAUUGCCACCUCACUAUGUGAAACUGAAAGUGAACAAGCCAGUCGGCUCCGUGUGCUCGAGGCGAGUGGACGUGCAGGAGAGCUCGCUCACACAAUGCGACUGCAACCCAGAUGUGGAGGACCCAUGUGGACCUUACUCGCACUGUCUAAACAGAAUGCUUCUGACCGAAUGCGGUCCGAGUUGUCGAGCGGGUGAUCGUUGCAACAAUAGAGCGUUCGAGAAGCGACAGUAUCCGCGCGUCGCCCCCUAUAGGACGCCGCAAAGGGGAUGGGGACUGAGGGCACUUGAGGAUAUCAAAGCCGGUCAGUUUGUUAUAGAAUACGUAGGCGAAUUGAUCGAUGAAGAGGAGUUCAAGAGACGAAUGAACAGGAAGCAUGAAAUACGUGAUGAGAAUUUUUAUUUCUUAACAUUGGAUAAAGAGAGGAUGAUCGAUGCUGGACCUAAAGGGAAUCUCGCUAGGUUUAUGAAUCAUUGCUGUGAACCAAACUGUGAAACCCAGAAAUGGACAGUAUUAGGUGACGUUAGAGUAGGACUCUUCGCCAUAAAGGAUAUACCGGCGAAAAGUGAACUCACUUUCAACUACAACUUAGAAUGCGCCGGUAUCGAGAAGAAGCGUUGCUUAUGCGGCGCAAAAAGAUGUUCCGGAUACAUGGGUGCAAAGCCUAAACAGGAUGAACAGCCUAAGAAGCCUAAACGCACAUACAAAAAGCGUAAGCCCACCGAAGAAUCGCCUUCUACAAGCAAAAAUAAACCCAAACGAUCAGUAGGCAGACCCGCAAAGCCCAGAGAAUUGACUGAAAUAGAGAAAGAUUUAUUGAUUAUAAAGAACGCGACAAACGGUUUAUCGAGCGACUCGGAAUGUAGCGGAAGAGUUAGCGGUGUAGAAACAGAUAGAAAUGCGAAAGCUUUGAAGAGGAAAAGAGUCAGUUUCUCCACUGAGGAUAGUAUAACAAAUAAUAGUUCUCCAACCACGAAGAAAGCAAAAUUGGAUGACGAAAAAGUCCUAGAGGUGGGUGACUGAUUGACAAUUUAGAUGUUUAUUAUUAUAACAAUACGGUCGCAAUUGGUUCGUUGACGAAUAAAUUAUCUUAGGUUUAUUGUACAUAACUUUAUAUAGACAUUUUUAAAGUUUUGCUGAACUGUUGUGAUCUUUUGUACAUCAAAUGUUUGUUGAGAUCACUCGUGAACUGUUUGAAAGAAUGUCAGAAUCUUAAUAUUGGUUUGAUUCAUGAAUGUUUUCUACCAGCCUUUGCUAGGAUUAAAUUCACGUACGAAUUCUAAAUGGGUUAAAAUGUGUUGUGGCUGUUAGUUAAUAUACCGUGUAUAUAGUUUGAGAGAUAACAUAUUUUUUCAAAGGAAAGUAUUGCUUAUGUCAAUGGCAUACAAUCUAAUAAAUAUGAAUUGUAUUAUUGACAUCUUUGGUG
Diatraea saccharalis (sugarcane borer) is the source of this 11093-nucleotide messenger RNA. The record is from the annotation of a GenBank genome assembly. NCBI's taxonomy places the organism in Eukaryota, Metazoa, Arthropoda, Insecta, Lepidoptera, Crambidae.